UGGGGAGCCACCCUCCGAGGUUUUGCAGGUUUCUCUCCCAAGGGGAACAGUCGUGAUGAACUGCACGGUGGACCCGAGGGUGCUUUUGAGGGGCAUGACCCUUGAGAUUGACAGAGCCGCCCUCGGGGCUGAUGAUGACUUGGCCCUCGAGGACAAGAUCCUCAGGUCUUCCCUCACUGCUUGCAUUGCCCUCGGCGAACAGGCCCGGAGGCUGGAGGAGUGGCGCCUGCACAAAGCUGAGCAGGACGCGAAGAUGAAGGAACUCGUCCGCCAGAACUUUGAUGCCAUCAGGCAGAUGGCUGCGCUGGAGGAGAGCCUUCGGUAGAUGACGCUGCGGGCGGAGGCCGAUGACCGGGGCAAGGCCGAUGCUGAGAGGUCCG
This is a messenger RNA of Cuscuta europaea, 380 nucleotides long. Lineage: Eukaryota; Viridiplantae; Streptophyta; Magnoliopsida; Solanales; Convolvulaceae. The record is from the annotation of a GenBank genome assembly.